ACAAUCAAAAAUAAAAAAGUAGUAUUUUGGGCGGGACAUUAAAAUGGAACACCCUGCAUGUAUAAACGUAGUUUGGCUUUGACACAAAAUGUACUCCAAGAAUUUUCAAAUUCUCGCACCCGUACAAGUUUCCCCUCUUUCUUCUCUACGUGUGUGCAGUUCUCAUUUUUUAAAAGCGCGCGCAUGUGCAUACACGGUUUUUAAAAUGAGAACUGCGCAUGCGCAGAGGAUUUAACCAAUUUCUGACCGUUUAAAUAUCUUUCAACCGGUAUCAAUUUAAUAUCAAGAGCAAAAAGAAGAAGAUCACGUCAUAAUUAACCCAUUGAUGACGUUUAAGAAAUUGGAGAUGACCUUCACGUAAUCUUCAAGCAACUAUUCAAGGUCGAACUAGUGACACCAAAUACUACUAAAAAGAAGAAGAAGAAAGAAAGGAUCACUUGGUGAUCAAUAUAUAUAUCACAUCCCCGUGAUGAACACACGUGCUGUAAAUAGAGAUGGGACUGUGGACUUUCUAUGGAAAUUGAACGUUGGUUGACUUUAUGAUAAAUGGAUGCCCAAGUUCUACUAUGAAGCUUCUACUAUAGUACUCUCGCUUCUACUAUACUUCCUGUCAUACCAUAUUAUAGUACUCUGUUCUAUUGUACUCGGAAUCUACAAACAUUUUUGUUUGAUGAAUGGGUGCGCAGUACUGCAAAGCUUCUAUUUUUAUAAUACACUGAAAUCUGAAAAUUGCAGCAACACACAACGUAUAACAUGUGAAAAGUAUCCUCCAAUUGUCUUUAAGGGUCGCAUUCAGUACGUUACUGAGUUUGUCGAUUGUGCUUUUAUCUGCAAUAAUCUUUUAGAAGAGAUAAAUCGUAGCGAGAAGGAUAUUGUGCCACUAGGUUUCGAUUUAGAAUGGCCUUUCAGUUUCCAAACUGGCAGCGGAAAGACAGCCUUGGUGCAAAUUUGUCUGGAUGUAGACGUGUGUUACCUUCUGCAUAUUUAUACCCUGAAGAAGCUACCAGCAGCCUUUGUCGAACUUCUGUGCCAUCCAAAAGUCAAGCUCGUUGGCGUCAACAUUAAAAACGACGUGCGGAAACUGGAAAGAGAUUUUAAGGAAUUCCCUGGUCAGAAAGUAGUAGAUAACAAUUGUUUGGAUUGCGGACCAUUCGCUAAUGAGCGCUUGAUGCGAUCUGGUCGUUGGAGUUUAGAAAGACUGACCGCUCUAGUGUUGAAAAAGAAAAUCGACAAGAAUCCCGAAGUGCGAAGGAGUAAGUGGCAUGUGCAACCCCUCAACGAUGCUCAGAAGAUCUACGCAGCCACAGAUGCUUACGUCUCCCUUCUGAUUUAUAAAGAACUUGAAAACCAUGUGUGUACUACCUCUUGAAUACCUAAUCCC
Messenger RNA from Nylanderia fulva, 1381 nucleotides. RefSeq names its product WRN RecQ like helicase (gene WRNexo). The record is from RefSeq and is a predicted model, not a curated record. Gene Ontology annotation, molecular function: nucleic acid binding; 3'-5' exonuclease activity. Gene Ontology annotation, biological process: nucleobase-containing compound metabolic process. NCBI's taxonomy places the organism in Eukaryota, Metazoa, Arthropoda, Insecta, Hymenoptera, Formicidae.